AGACCAAAAUGAAGGACACUUGGCAGUUAACAGUUAACAGUUGAGCCAUUUAUCCCCUUUCUUCUUCUUCAAUGGGGUUCGCCUGUGGUUCUUUGCUCCACCCUUUUAUCUCCAUAACAAUGGCUUCCCCAACUCUAAGCCAAUCAUUGCCUAAACCCUUUUCCUUCAAGCCCACCAUUGCCAUUUCUUCUUCCAUGGUUAGCCCAACAAGUUCUUCUUCGUCCUCUUCCACUGGUUCCUACAGUCCCCACUGGGACAACUCCAUUCUUCGACAACCGACCACAUCGUACGAUUCUCCUCCUGAGAUACUCCGCCAGUGGAUCGAACUCCAACAACCUCUAGCUUCUCACGAUAGAUUUACUGUGGCAUCAUAUAACAUAUUGGGAGAUAGAAAUGCUUCAAAACAUAAAGAUUUGUACCUAAAUGUUCCUUCAAAUUACAUAAGAUGGGGUUACCGGAAAAGGGUUUUAUGUGAAGAAAUAAUGAGAUGGAACCCAGAUAUAAUCUGUAUGCAGGAGGUGGAUAAGUACUUUGAUCUAAGGAACACCAUGGAGAAGGCAGGAUAUGUUGGGUCUUAUAAGCGACGUACCGGAGAUAAUGUUGAUGGGUGUGCUACAUUUUGGAAACCUGACAAGUUCCGAUUGUUGGAGAGGGAAAGCAUCGAAUUUAAGGGAUUCGGUCUUCGUGAUAAUGUUGCUCAGCUUUCUGUUUUUGAGAUGUGCAGAGUUGAAUCUAGAAGACUAGUUGUUGGUAACAUUCAUGUGCUUUAUAACCCAAGCCGUGGAGAAGUAAAGUUAGGCCAAAUUCGUUUUCUCUCUUCGAGGGCACAAUUACUCUCCAACAGAUGGGGGAAUGCCCCAGUUGUACUUGGGGGUGAUUUUAAUAGCACUCCUCAGAGUGCAAUAUACAAGUUCUUGUCAACAUCAGAGCUUAACGUCAAGUUGUAUAACAGAAGAGAGUUGUCGGGUCAGAGAAGUUGCUAUCCCUCUGAAGUUUUGGGUGGUAACAGAGAAUCAAGAAGUUCAAUUUCUGUUAUGGACAGAGUUUUGAAUGAUUGUUGGACUGAUGAGGAGGUUAAAGCUGCAACUGGAACUGCUAAUAGCCGUUUAGUUAUGCAUCCAUUGCAGCUUAAUAGCUCCUAUGCCACAGUAAAGGGUUCUACAAAUACAAGGCACUCCAACGGUGAACCUUUAGCCACUUCCUACCACUCUAAGUUUCUUGGAACUGUUGACUAUUUAUGGUACUCGGAAGGCGUUCUACCUAUUAGAGUUCUGGAUACUCUUCCAAUUGAUAUUCUCACGAGGACUGGUGGCCUUCCAUGCAAGAAAAUCGGAAGCGAUCAUUUGGCCUUGGUUUCUGAAUUUGCCUUCUCUAAAAGUACCAUAGAAGAUGAUAACCUGACUACACCAGCAGUCCUUUGUUUGGAUUAAAUCCCCUAAUCCGACUCCAAACAUAAACAGUAAACACAAAAACAUACCGGAGUUGUAAACACUGGCGUAUUUAGUCUUGGUUGGGACGAUCAACGUCAGGUGUGGGUGAUAACUGAUAACUAUGCUCUGACACAUAUUAAAGGUUGCAUGAGCUUUAUUAGCAAUCAAUAUAUCGUGAUCUGCAAGUACGGUUGCUUUCGUUGCUUUCAUGGAAUGUGUUGUGUAAAUAAAGCUUCCUUUGCUUCAGAAAAGUAAUUAUAAAAUAAGGCUUCCUUUUUCAGCAUAUGCAGAUUUUGUUUUUGUAUUUAUUGUCUGAAACAAGUUGAUGGAGAGAGUGGGUGACAUUAAAUAUUUGGACCAUCCAUGUGCACGUCAUCCUCGUAUGUUAAUAAAAUGUAUUUUUUUAUGA
Gossypium raimondii (Peruvian cotton) is the source of this 1839-nucleotide messenger RNA. RefSeq names its product carbon catabolite repressor protein 4 homolog 3. Gene Ontology annotation, molecular function: 3'-5'-RNA exonuclease activity. The transcript is spliced from 13 exons. Lineage: Eukaryota; Viridiplantae; Streptophyta; Magnoliopsida; Malvales; Malvaceae. The record is from RefSeq and is a predicted model, not a curated record. Bases 72 to 1430 code for a protein of 452 amino acids.